This is a messenger RNA of Polistes canadensis, 3572 nucleotides long. RefSeq names its product coatomer subunit beta (gene betaCOP). Gene Ontology annotation, biological process: intracellular protein transport; intra-Golgi vesicle-mediated transport; endoplasmic reticulum to Golgi vesicle-mediated transport. The record is from RefSeq and is a predicted model, not a curated record. Gene Ontology annotation, cellular component: cytoplasm; COPI vesicle coat. The transcript has 10 exons. The coding region runs from base 281 to 3157 and encodes 958 amino acids. Gene Ontology annotation, molecular function: structural molecule activity. Lineage: Eukaryota; Metazoa; Arthropoda; Insecta; Hymenoptera; Vespidae.
UUUAAUAUUACAAUAUACCAGUACGUUUAUUACUUACUAACAUUGUAUGUAGAAUAUAAGUAUCCAUAAGAUAUGUCGAAGAUUUUCUACUACUGGCGCCAUCUUUUAUUUCAGUGGCAUCAGAAUUUGACACGUAUGCGGUUUCCUCCUUUUCUGCUUAGAAAUGUCGUAUAAAAUGAAUCCCUUAUAAAUGAUAAUUAUCUUUGAUAUAUAUUAUUAACGGUGUAUUUUUACAAGAUUAUUUCAACUUUAGAACGCUUAAUUGAUCACUAAAGACAAGAUGAGUACUUUAGUGGAGCAACCAUGUUACACGUUAAUUAACAUGCCAACGGAUACAGAACCUUUGAAUGAGUUGCAAUUGAAACAGGAUCUUGAGAAAGGCAGUGUUCAUAUUAAAAUUGAAGCAUUGAAGAAAACUAUUUAUAUGAUCUUAAGCGGUGAACGUUUACCAGGCUUACUUAUGACAAUUAUUAGAUUUGUUUUACCAUUGCAAGAUCAUACAAUUAAAAAACUUCUUCUCAUAUUUUGGGAGAUUGUACCAAAAACUUCUCCUGAUGGGAAACUACUUCAAGAAAUGAUUUUGGUAUGUGACGCUUAUAGAAAAGAUUUGCAGCAUCCGAAUGAAUUUGUAAGAGGAUCAACUUUGAGAUUUUUAUGCAAAUUAAAAGAACCAGAGCUUUUGGAACCUCUGAUGCCAUCAAUAAUAGCUUGUUUGGAACAUAGACAUUCUUAUGUCAGGCGUAAUGCAGUAUUAGCCAUUUUUACUAUAUAUAGGAAUUUUGAAUUUCUAAUACCAGAUGCACCAGAUCUAAUAGCUAAAUAUUUAGAUGGCGAACAAGAUAUGUCAUGUAGAAGAAAUGCAUUCUUGAUGUUAUUGCAUGCAGAUCAGAGUAAAGCACUAGCUUAUUUAGCUGCGUGUUUAGACCAAGUGCCUAGUUUUGGUGAUAUUUUACAAUUAGUUAUUGUGGAAUUAAUAUAUAAAGUUUGCUUAGCAAAUCCAACUGAAAGGGCACGCUUUAUUAGAUGUAUUUACAGUUUAUUAAAUUCACCCAGUGCUGCUGUACGCUAUGAAGCAGCUGGUACAUUAAUAACUCUCUCAAACGUACCCACGGCUAUUAAGGCAGCAGCUUCUUGCUAUAUUGAAUUAGUUGUUAAAGAAAGUGACAACAAUGUAAAACUUAUUGUACUCGAUCGUUUAAUUGCCAUGAAAGAUAGCCCCGUCUAUGAAAGAGUUCUUCAAGAUCUUGUUAUGGAUGUACUUAGAGUCUUAGGUUCACCUGCAUUAGAAGUAAGAACAAAAACACUUGCUUUAGCAAUGGAUUUAGUAACAAAUCGUACAGUUGAGGAAAUGGUUCAACUUUUAAAAAAAGAAGUUCUUAGAACCGCUGGUGGUGAACAUGAAGAUGCUGGAAGAUAUCGGCAAUUGCUUGUUAGAACUUUACAUGCUUGUUCAAUUAAAUUCUCAGAUGUUGCAGCCACGGUCAUACCAGUACUAACAGACUUCUUGUCAGAAAACAAUGAAGCUGCUGCCACAGAUGUUUUAGUUUUUGUCCGUGAAGCUAUUCAAAGAUUUGAAAAUCUUAGACCACUCAUUGUUGAGAAGCUUUUGGAGGUUUUCCCGCAUAUUCGAUCAGUCAAAGUUCACAGAGCUGCUUUGUGGAUACUUGGCGAAUAUGCAAUAUCAAAAGAAGAUAUAGAAGCAGUGAUGAAUCGUAUACGUGCUGCUUUAGGAGAAUUACCAUUACUUGAAGCAGAAAAUAAAAGACAAGCAGGAGAAAAAUCAAGUGAAGAUGACAACGAGCAAGCAGCACCUGCACAGUUAGUUACAUCAGAUGGAACAUACGCAACUCAGAGUGCAUUUAGCACCACAACAGAAGGAAGGAAAGAAGAAAAGCGUCCUCCUCUGGUACAAUACAUGAUGGACGGUGAUUUCUUCAUUGGUGCAUCUUUAGCUACAACCAUAGCUAAAUUAGCUUUGCGUUACAAAAGUCUUGAAAAUAAUCUUCAGAAAAGUAAUAAACUACAAGCAGAAGCAAUGCUUGUUAUGUCCAGUGUAUUACAAUUGGGUAGAUCUGGACUUCCUACAAAGGCAAUGACUCAUGAUGACGCGGAAAGAAUCUCCUUAUGUUUAAGGUCUCUUGCCUCUCCAACUCCAUUAUUGCAAAAAGUAUUUACUAAUGGAUGCCGUGAAGCUCUAGGUAGAAUGUUAACAGCUAAAGCAGAAGAGGAUUCUCAAAAUCAGAAGGCGAAAGAAAAACCAGGAAAUACUGUACAAGUAGACGAUGCUAUUCAAUUUUUACAACUUAAUCGUGGCUCCGACUUGACUGGUGGUGCUGGAGAUGUUUUCGAACAGAGUCUCACUGUAGCUGUUGCUGGAAGACCUGGAGCAAUGGGAGAUACACCAUCUCCAAAUGCUUUAAGUAAAGUUACACAACUUACAGGAUUUUCAGAUCCAGUAUAUGCGGAAGCACUUGUACACGUUAAUCAAUAUGAUAUUGUGCUUGAUGUAUUGAUUGUUAAUCAAACAGAGGAUACCCUACAAAAUUGUACUUUAGAAUUAGCGACAAUGGGAGAUUUAAAAUUGGUUGAACGACCACAACCUAUUGUCUUAGCUCCAAGAGAUUUUGCAAGUAUCAAAGCGAAUGUUAAAGUGGCAUCUACUGAAAAUGGAAUAAUAUUUGGUAAUAUAGUUUACGAUGUAUCCGGAGCUGGAUCUGAUAGAAGCGUUGUUGUUUUGAAUGAUAUUCAUAUUGAUAUAAUGGAUUAUAUCGUACCAGCAACAUGUACUGAUGCUGAAUUUCGACAAAUGUGGGCAGAAUUUGAAUGGGAAAAUAAAGUCUCUGUGAAUACAAGUCUUUCGGAUUUAAGAGAAUAUUUAGCUCACUUAUUAAAAUCUACAAAUAUGCGUUGUCUUACUCCUGAAAAGGCUCUUUCCGGACAAUGUGGCUUCAUGGCUGCUAAUAUGUAUGCUAAAUCUAUCUUUGGUGAAGAUGCAUUAGCUAAUUUGUCAAUAGAAAAACCAUUAAAUAAAUCAGAUGCUCCAGUAUUAGGUCAUAUUCGCAUUAGGGCUAAAAGUCAAGGUAUGGCUCUUUCAUUGGGUGAUAAAAUUAAUUCAACGCAAAAAGGACCACAAAAUAAAAUCAUACAAACCGCUUAAACUGUGUACAUAUCUGAUACUAAAAAGGAAAUAAUACAUUAUUCAUUCAGUAUGAUAUAACGUGUACAAUGUACACUUAAAAAAAAUAAAAAGAAAAUGAAUUUUCAUAAAAGAUCAAGUAAAAGAUAUUGCACAAUAAUUUACAGAUUAAAUGUGAAUGUUACUAUAAAUAUUUCAUAAGAAUAAUGUUUAUAACAAUGCUAUACAUGUUUCUUUGUUAGUGAUUAUAAUAAUUGACAGAUCAUUAUUAUUGAUAGCAUUAUUAUCUAGCUAUUUUACUUUAAAAAGCAUUUUACUGAAAAGAAAUUUCUAAAUCCUUUCCAUUUUGUCUAGAUUUUAUAAACAAUUUAUUUUUAUGGUGUAUAGUUUUCAUAUUCAACAAUAUGAUAGAUAUUGAAAGAAUAAAUAAAUUUAA